AUGGCCAUCACAGAACUCAACAGUGCAAGCAACGCGAGCGUUGCUUCUCAAGAAAAGGCGUCCAAGACGAAAAUCAUCUACGUCGGCUUGCUUUUCCUUCUUUCCCUAUUGUCUUUCUUGUGCCAAACUGAGUUUACUUCCCAGGCGUACCAGCUCGGUUUUGAAGAGCCCAUCAUCCUUUUGCUUGUCACCCACGGCUCGUGGUGGACUUUGUGGCCGCUCCAGGCGUUUUUCGUGUCGUUGUUUAGAACCAUCGGCAAGGCCAGAAACAGCAGAGGUGUGCGCUAUGAGAGACUAAAUUCGAAUGCUUUUCUUUUACAGAACGAAGCCGGCAUCCCCCAGGAUGCCAAUCCUGUUGUGUCCAAGUUUCACCCUUGGGGUUACUUCAAGAGGUGCAUUGUGAAGCAGGUGCACAACGUGUAUCAUUCCUCCAUUUUGGUGUAUGAGCCUAAUGUUAACGGAGACAGAAGUACUAGCAAUUUGGGUGCUCUUGUGGAGAAGAACCCCCAUAUUUCUUCAUCUAGCUCUGUUACCGCAUGUAUCCGCACUUUUGUUGCAACUCCAUCGUUCAAGUACGUUGCCAUUAAAGUCGGCUUGAUUUCUCUCGUGCUUAACUGUGCGGGCUUUACCUGGUACGGUGCCAUGUCAAUGACAUAUGCUUCUGAUGUUACUGCGAUCUACAACUGUUCUGCAUUCACUGCUUACGCUUUUGCUAUUCCAAUGUUGAAUGAAAAAUUUUCGUGGCUUAAAGCUACCUCGGUGAUAAUCGCAGUCGCUGGUGUUUUUGUCGUGGCUUAUUCAGGCUCUGAUUCUUCUCCAGAUGCACAAGAACAGUAUCCUUACAGAUUCUGGGGUAAUGUUAUCAUCUCUGUCGGUGCCGUCUUGUACGGUUACUACGAAGUCUUGUACAAGAAGUACGUCUGUGUCCCAUCCCACUUGUCUGUUGUUGUGACACCAAGACGUCAACUGACAUUUUCUAACUUCGUUAUGUCCCUUUUGGGUGUCUUCACUGUGAUCUUCUUGCUCACAUUAGUCAUUUUGACCGAACUCUUCCACAUUCAUCACUUCAAUCUUUUCGACUACGGUAAGAAAACUGGCAUUAUCUGGGUCUACAUUUCCGGAUCUAUCGUUUCAAACUUGUUAUUCAGCGCUGCUUUCCUUUCUUUAAUGGCAUUGACUUCCCCAGUAUUGUCAUCUGUGAGUUCCUUGGUCACUAUCUUUUUGAUUGGUGUUGUCGAAUGGGUUUUGUUCGGCAACGCCCUCAGUGUCAUGCAGCUUAUCGGUGACGCUUUAGUCAUUGUCGGGUUUGUUAUUCUCACCAUUGCUUCUUGGAAAGAAAUUAGUGAGGGUAACGAUGAUGAUGAAAUUGAGUCCGCCUCGCUUUAUUCAUUUGCCGCCAGUGAGGACACUAGCAACUAA
Candidozyma haemuli is the source of this 1419-nucleotide messenger RNA. RefSeq names its product mannosylinositol phosphorylceramide synthase regulatory subunit. The transcript has a single exon. Bases 1 to 1419 code for a protein of 472 amino acids. NCBI's taxonomy places the organism in Eukaryota, Fungi, Ascomycota, Pichiomycetes, Serinales, Metschnikowiaceae. The record is from RefSeq and is a predicted model, not a curated record.